This is a messenger RNA of Closterium sp. Yama58-4, 1818 nucleotides long. NCBI's taxonomy places the organism in Eukaryota, Viridiplantae, Streptophyta, Zygnematophyceae, Desmidiales, Closteriaceae. The record is from the annotation of a GenBank genome assembly.
AUGUCGAUGACGGUACAGGAAUAUCUCGACCGGCACAAGCUGUCGCUGCGGAUAGAGGAGGCGGUCAAUGCGGCCGUGCGGGCGAAAUCCGACGAACCAAUCGCAUUCAUUGCUCGCCACUUGCAGCGUGCAGCCCCAUCUGUGAUCCUGAGUGUCAAGGGGCGAAUGGUGCUGGAUGCACGGGGGGAGCCCACGGUGGAGGUGGAGGUGGGCUCGCACAGGGGCAAGUUCCGCGCCUCCGUGCCCACUGGCGUUACUUCUGGCAUAUACGAAGCGGUGGAAGUGAGGGAUGGGGACGAGGGGGAAUUCUUUGGAAGGGGCGUGCAGAAGGCGGUGGGGAAUGUGAGCGACGCGAUUGCAGCAUGUCACACCCUUACCACCCCUCUCCCCAUUCUCUCCUUCUUUCCCCAUUCUGUCCCAGAUAUGAAGCGCAUCUCACGCCCUUACCACCCCUCUCCUUCUCCCUCCAUUCUUUCCUUCUCUCCCCAUUCUGUCCCCCUUCGAUAUGAGGCAGUCGAAGUGAGGGAUGGGGACGAGGGCGAAUUAUUCGGGAGGGGCGUGCAGAGGGCGGCGGGGAAUGUGAGCGACGCGAUAACAGCACCACCUUCCACUCCCCCCAACCCCUCGUUCUCUUUCCACCUUUCUCCCUCGCCCCGUUCCCACCCACCCAGCUACGAGGCAGUGGAGGUGAGGGAUGGGGACGAGGGGGAGUUCUUUGGAAGGGGCGUGCAGCGGGCGGUGGCGAAUGUGAGCGACGCGAUUGCAGCAGCGGUGGUGGGCAGGGACCCUCGGGAGCAAGGGGAGAUAGAUAGGCUGAUGGCUGCUGAACUGGAUCAGACUGACAACAAGGGCGAGCUAGGCGCCAAUGCCAUUCUCGCCGUGUCUCUGGCCAUGUGUCGGGCAGGUGCAGCAGAGAGAGAGGCGCUUGCAGCGGAGCGGUUUGGGGCAGCAGCAGCAGCGCUGGUGACUGAUGAUGGCAGCUUGGGUCUGCCUCUUGAAAGCAUACGGGAUGGUCUGCAGCUGCUGACGUCAGCAGUGUCAAAAGCAGGGCACAGUGAGAAAGUGAAGAUUAGCGUGCAUGCAGCGUUGGGAGGGCGUGUGACAGACGAGGGUCACUAUGACCUGGGUAUGCAGCAGCUGGAGCAUCUGCUGGGCGGCAGUGGUGGUGACAUCAGCAUGACAUCAGCCAACAGCAGUGGAAGCAGUUUGGAGCAAGUGACAGUCCAGCAGCUCAUAGACGUGUACCAGCAGCUGUGCUCAGAGUUCCCCAUUGUGAGCAUAGAGGACCCGUUUGACCAGGAAGACUUUGACGCCACUCAAGCCCUCUCAGAGGCUGGCUUCACCCAGGUGGUGGGCAACGACCUGCUGGUCUCCAAUGCCAAGCGACUGGCCCAAGCCAUUGAGAGGCGCACGUGCAGUGGCAUUGCAAUCAAGCUCCCCCUUAUUGGCACUCUCUCAGAGGCCCUAGAGGUGGCCAAGGCAGCGAGAGCAGCGGGGUGGACUGUGGCGGUGGCAGGUGGGGUGGGGCGGCAGGGGGACACGGAGGACUGCAUGCUUGCUGACGUGGCAGUGGGCAUGGGGGCCCAGCGAAUCAAGGCAGGGGGUGUGUGUCGGGGCGAGCGAUGCGCCAAGUAUAACCAGCUUUUACGGAUUGAGGAAGAGCUCGGAAGCAAGGCGACUUAUGCAGCAGCAACAGCAGUUGUGAUGCCACCAACUUCUCAUGCGUCCCGUUGCUCCUUUACUUCUUUCCGGGUGUUUCUCCGCAUACUCUACGCUCGUGACGAUCUUCGAGCUAUCAAUGUGCUCAGUGGUGACUAA